This is a messenger RNA of Crotalus tigris (Tiger rattlesnake), 5252 nucleotides long. Its product is annotated as E3 ubiquitin-protein ligase TRIM9. Gene Ontology annotation, molecular function: zinc ion binding; protein binding. The record is from RefSeq and is a predicted model, not a curated record. The transcript has 9 exons. NCBI's taxonomy places the organism in Eukaryota, Metazoa, Chordata, Lepidosauria, Squamata, Viperidae. The coding region runs from base 182 to 2152 and encodes 656 amino acids.
AGGCUGCAGGAGUUUAGAGCUGGCAGUGCUUAUCUAGCUUGGCUCGUUGUGAGCCAAGCUGGAGACGAGCGCGGCUCGCUUGGCUGGUUCGCUGUCCGUGGUACUGAAAGCGCGCUCACAGUUCAACUCCUGUCCUAUCAGGGCCGCUGAACCGCGGCUCGAAGGCGUUGAGAGACCCUCCAUGGAAGAGAUGGAAGAGGAGCUCAAGUGCCCGGUUUGCGGCUCCUUCUACCGAGAACCUCUAAUCCUACCCUGUUCACACAAUCUGUGUCAGGCAUGUGCCCGAAACAUCCUGGUGCAGACGCCAGAGACGGAGUCGCCUCAGAGCCGGCGUGCCUCAGGGUCAGUUGGCUCCUCAUCUGACUAUGACUACCUGGACCUGGACAAGAUGAGCCUGUACAGUGAGGCGGACAGCGGCUAUGGCUCAUAUGGUGGCUUUGCCAGUGCACCUACUACACCAUGUCAGAAGUCACCCAAUGGUGUGCGUGUCUUCCCUCCAACUGUCCCUCCAGCUGCACAUCUCCCACCGGUUUCAGCCACUGCCUCAUUGGCACCGGUGCCACGCAAUUCCUGCCUCACCUGCCCACAGUGCCAUCGCAGCCUGAUUCUGGAUGAGCGGGGCCUUCGUGGUUUCCCCAAGAAUCGUGUUUUGGAGGGUGUCAUUGACCGUUACCAGCAAAGCAAAGCAGCUGCUCUGCGCUGUCAACUGUGUGAGAAGGUACCCAAGGAGGCCACGGUCAUGUGUGAACAGUGCGACGUCUUCUAUUGUGACCCAUGCCGGCUGCGCUGCCAUCCGCCACGGGGCCCCCUGGCUAAGCACCGUUUGGUCCCUCCAGCUCAGGGCCGGGUCAGCCGGAGGCUCAGCCCACGCAAGAUCUCCACCUGCACUGACCAUGAGCUAGAGAAUCACAGCAUGUACUGUGUGCAGUGCAAGAUGCCUGUUUGUUACCAGUGUCUGGAGGAAGGCAAGCAUUCCAGUCAUGAGGUGAAGGCAUUGGGUGCCAUGUGGAAACUACAUAAGAGCCAGCUGUCCCAGGCCCUGAAUGGACUUUCAGACAGAGCCAAAGAAGCCAAAGACUUUUUGGUACAGCUACGCAACAUGGUUCAACAAAUCCAGGAGAACAGCGUGGAGUUUGAAGCGUGCCUGGUUGCCCAGUGUGAUGCGCUUAUUGAUGCUCUCAACAGAAGGAAAGCCCAGCUGUUGUCACGGGUCAACAAAGAACAUGAGCACAAACUGAAGGUGGUACGUGAUCAGAUCUCUCACUGCACAGUAAAGCUGCGCCAGACCACAGGGCUGAUGGAAUACUGUCUGGAGGUCAUCAAAGAGAAUGACCCCAGUGGAUUCUUGCAGAUUUCUGAUGCACUGAUACGAAGAGUGCAUUUGACUGAGGAUCAGUGGGGGAAAGGGACACUCUCUCCAAGGAUGACCACAGACUUCGACCUCAACCUUGAUAGUGCCCCUUUGUUGCAGUCCAUCCACCAACUCGACUUCAUGCAAAUGAAAUCUUCCUCCCCAGUGCCAGCCCCCCCAAUCCUUCAACUGGAAGAAUGUUGUACCCAUAACAACAGUGCCACAUUGUCAUGGAAGCAGCCACCUCUGUCCACAGUGCAGGUGGAAGGAUACAUCUUGGAACUGGAUGAUGGGAAUGGUGGUCAAUUCAGGGAGGUUUACGUUGGGAAGGAGACAAUGUGCACUGUGGAUGGUCUGCACUUCAACAGCACCUACAGUGCUCGGGUAAAGGCUUUCAACAAGACAGGGGUCAGCCCCUACAGCAAGACAUUGGUCCUGCAGACUUCAGAGGACUCUGAACCUGAGGAGCAGGCCCUGACAUUCCCAGUGCCUUUGGAAAGGCUGCCGCUGCGUAGAUCAAGUCCUUUCUCUUCCACCCUUAACCUGCAAAACAGCUUUCCGGGGAGAUCCUACUUUGAGCUAAGAUCCUCGUCCCACCAAAUGAGUUUGCACUCCUCUUUACAAUCUCUGAAUUCGGCCGGUUUUGAGGCUCAGUCAGGACCUUUCUCCCAAUUAGGCAAGUAUAUUUGUUCCACUUCAGUGAUGUGGCCUUUAUUCUGGUCUGUUGUUUCUCCAGCUUUCUUGUUUGUACAAAGAUCUCCAUUCAGUCUAAGACAAUGUCUGUUCUGCUGUAAUGUGUGACCGUUCUGAGACAAGGGUGUUACUGCAGAAUAUUCCAUGGAGGGGAUUUCAAAGUGAGAAAGACUCGGAAGAUCACAAGGGUUAGUUUGUUGAAGAGAGAGUAGGCAUUAGGCUCCAAUGGAUACACAACUUCGUUAAUACUCUCCCUCAUUCAUGCAUGCUUCCUACAUACAUUCUAUGCACAUUCCUAUACUCUCCUAUAAUCUAUAUAAAUAAAAAUGUAAAUGUUUGUUUGUUCAAAAUCUUAAAUCUCUGAAAGUUCUUCACUGAUUGCUUUGAAAUUUUGACACAAGGUUGCAUUCGAAUACGUGCGUGUUUUUAUAUACCUAUAUUAUAUAGAUGUCACACCUGUGACAGGUAAAAACAUGCUUUUUACAGCUUUUUACAGAUUACGUCCAACAGUGCCAUCUGUUGGACGUAAUCUCUAUAUCUGCACCCAAUGGAACAACAAAAAAUAUUGUAUACCCACAAGCAUUGUGAAAUUAAACAUAUUACAAGCAUGCGCUUUCUCUUUUCUUUCUUUUCCAUUUAACCACACUGAGCCACAGCAAUGCGUGGCUGGGUACAGCUAAUAUACUAAUAAGUUCCUGAAUCCCCCUUUGGUGUCAGAGCCUCUCAGGAAGACAGGAUUUAGAUCCCUACAGAUUUGAGGCUUUUCUACUGAUUAGGUUAUCUAAGUGAGAUAUUCAAAAUAGUAGCUCAGAGUGGAAAGCACCAAUCCAAACACACAGGUAGAGGGAAAUGUAUGGCACAAGGGCUGUGGAAUUCUACAGUGAAAAGCCAACACAAUUAGCAAAAAAAUGGGCUUCCAAAGCAAGCGUAGGCAGGGCAUUCCAAGUCUAUGAGAUGCAAUCUGUGAAAUGCAUCUGUUUCAUAUUUAGUCUGCAGAUUGGAAGUUUAUGUAGGGCUGGGGAAAAGUUGUGAUCAGCUGUAACACCAAGAAAAAGUAACAUCACAAGCCUCAAGAAGCCAAUGGCUUGCCAUCAAGAUUUAAUAGCUCAAGGUUCCUUUCCAACACCUGACCCCAUUUUUAGCCAAUGAACAUGGCUACAAAUGGUGGACUUUUACCCCAUAUUGCAGGGGUGUCAAACUCGCAGCGUCACAUGAUGUGUCGCAACGUAUUGCGACUUUUUCCCCAUUGCCGGCAAUGGAGUGGGCAUGGUUUUGGCAUGACACAUCUGGCCUGUGGGCUGGUAGUUUGACACCCCUGCCCUAUUGACUCAAAAGCUGUCCAGAAAGAAUGACUGAUUGAGUUAUUAAACCAGGUUCCAUGAACUUGGAUUCAGCUAUUGCAAUAUAGAAGAUGAGGGCUGAAUAUUCUUUUUACUGAAUCAUAUGGAAACUGAGGAAUGUUCAGUUCCCAUUUGGUUCUGAAAGAGUUUUUGGAAAAGCAGGUGAUCCAAACCAAAAAAAAAAUCCAUUCUGAUUUAAGUUGAUUUGCUCAUACCUUCCCCUUCCCAUCUGUACAGCUAUGUGGUCCUUUUGUAUAUUACAUAGGGUUUUUGUUAUCACCCAACUGAUGGAACAGCUCUGGAAGCAGAGCUAAGUAAGAGAGAAAUGAUGCAGUUAAUCUCCAUGUGUGAAUAUAGUAAAGAUCAUAAUUGGAAGUUUUGAUCUGUGUAUAAUUGCCAGUUUUACUUAUUGUUUAUUCUCCUUCAUGCAUUCCACUUGGAAUGACAACAGUUGAUAUUAAAAAAAUGGUAGCAGGUAUGAGCUCUCUUUGGUGCAUGGGGAACAUGUGUAUGUACGUGGGUAUAUAAACAAACUGCAUUGAUUGGCAUUGAGUGGAUAUGUGUGUGUUUAUCCUAUAUGUUUGUGGCAUGACACCAAAAAUUAUGUUCCUCUUGUGUUGUAGACAAGGUGGUGUCUUUUCAAGUAUGCAGGUGGAAUAUGCUAGGUAGCUAUAUAAAAGUUCCAUAGCGUCAGGAAGGCAGUUAUAAGGAGGAAAGUUGAUCAGGUGUGUUAAGACCUCUCUUAAGAUUUCUCCUUUGUAUUUCACUCUGAUAACUGCCUUCCUCUGCCCUCUCAUUUUGCAAUAUAUAUCUCCAGUUCUGGCCCACUGACUGACAUGCACAAAGUAAAUAUACAGUAGCUGCAAAUAAGAAAGUUAUAUGAGAUGAUUCUAUAUUGUUUGACGGGACAUAGAAAUUACUUUAGGGUAUAGCUUUUUCUUUUCUGACAUUUGCUUGGCUCAUCACCAUCUGACGUCUUGCCAGGUUUAAAAUAUUGAUUGUCUUUCCUGGUGCCACUUAAAAAAGGCCUUUAAAAUUUCAGAAUAGAAAAACAGUCAAUAUUUUUGCAAAGACUCGACCCAAGUAAAAUGGUGUUGUUUUUGUGCUUUUGUUCAUUUUCUCACAAAAUGCAUGAAAGACUUAUUUAUGAAUUUACAAAGCCUGAUUUAAUUUGGUUAUCUGCAAUAUAGUAUAUCCACGUGUUUGUGACCCCCUCUAAAACCAUUAGCUGAAUAUUAGGCUAAAUCUCCAGUUUAAUAGUGGGACCAAUGUUAGAGAGGAUGUGUUUGGGAUGCAUUUUAAUCUAGAUUCCUACACUGAGCAAGGGGCUGAAUGCAAUGGUCUAAAUGGCCCCUUCCAACUCUAAAAUCCAUAGAUAGAAUCCUACCAGGUUGAUUAUUAUGCAUGUUAGCUCCAGGAGUGCUAGUUUUCUGCUGCUAUGUAAUAUCCUUCACAUGGUGAAUGGUAUAAUAUGUGGCCACAUUCUUGGUAUUCCAUUUCAUUUCAGCUCUUCCAUUCACUAAGCGUUAGGCUUUUUAGCAGAACUUUCUCCAAACAGACUACUGUUUCUCAGCCGCAACAAUUUUAAGAUGCGUGGACUUCAACUCCUAGAAUUCUGGGAGUUGAAGUCUGCACAUCUUAAAGUUUCCAAGGUUGAAAAACAUCAGAAUACAUAUUUUCCAACCUUCUUGCUUUUUAAGCCGACCCAGUUUGCCUCUGUGUCCCACAUUUUGGAUUUACUGCAGAAACACUCAUCAAAACCCUCUUGAGGAGUCUUUACUGGAUACAGACUCAACUUCUUCCUCUUGCAUGGCAGCAUGCAAUGCUUUUGGUGACAACUGUGUGUCUCUGCCUACCAUCAUAUUCAC